Molecule: messenger RNA, 2515 nt
Organism: Drosophila obscura
Lineage: Eukaryota; Metazoa; Arthropoda; Insecta; Diptera; Drosophilidae
Product: 2-phosphoxylose phosphatase 1
Exons: 4
Coding region: 287-2068 (593 amino acids)
Biological process (GO): dephosphorylation
Molecular function (GO): phosphatase activity
Source: RefSeq, a predicted model, not a curated record
UGACCUCCAGUGCGCAUGCCUUGACAAUUGGACAUGCUCCACGUCGUCGCUUGACAGUUCUACAUUCCACCCCCUCUCGCUCUCUCUGCAAUUAAACCAGGUUUUUCUUGCAGGCCAGCUGUCAAAACGGUCCCCAAAACGAAGUGGAAAAGGAUUUUUUUGGGCCAGAAAACUUUCAACUUUAAGCCAGCGAACCCUCUGAGAGUGCCGCCAUCGAGCAUAUGCCCUGGGACAGUCGCUGCGUGAAGGGUAAGGGCAGAGCGAGGCGGAGCAACGUCGUUUUAGCAUGUUGCUGCUGAAGGAACUGAUGCGUCUGGCCACGCAGCAUCGCACCUUCUACUGCUAUGUGCUGCUCAGCAUUUGGAUCUUCCUACUCAUAGCGGGCAUGUAUCGCUAUAUGGGCAAUGUGGAGAGCAGCUCUGGUGCUGGCGCUGGCUUUGGCCCCAGCUCGGGCACAAUCAGUUCCUUGGGCGACUCCUCCGCCUCCUCCUCCUCCUCCUCCUAUGCACAGCGCUUUGCCAAGUAUCGGGAGCGUUGUGCGCCGCUGGCACAGCUGCAGCGUCUGGACGAUGGCGGCAUCUUGGAGGGUUGGAAGUUGCAGGGCGUGCUGCUGGUCAUUCGGCACGGGGACCGUGGACCCAUGUCGCAUGUGCGCACCACUGGCAUCAAUUGUGGCGUUGCUGGGGGCACUGAAAACCUGGUCAACAGAUAUCGCAGUUUUCUGCACAAUUCGAGCAGCUCGUCCUCGGGCUCGAAUCACAUGUACUGGAACAAGGUGGGACCCUUUCAUGGCUUUCCUUUGCUGCCAGCCACAGAGCGUGGCUGUCCAUUGGGGCAGCUUACCUACAAGGGCAUCUCCCAAUUGCUGCAUGUGGGCGACAUUAUGCAUCAGGUGUAUGCCCAUCCAUUGGGUCUGCUACUCAAGCCGCCACUCAGUCGCGGGGGAGCCAUGGAGACGACACCGCACACGCUGCUCAAUUCGGAUGAGGUGGUGGUCUACACCACGCGCUAUCGUCGCACCUUUCAGUCCGCGCUGGCCAUGCUGUUCACCCUGCUGCCGGCGGACAAGUGGCUGGGCCUGAACGUGCGCGAGUCCCACAGCAUGGCUUUUUGCUUUGGCGAGUGCUCCUGUGGCCAGUCGGCGCUGCUGCGGAAACGACUGCAGGCCAUGGGCGACAGGCAGCUGCUGAGGCGAUCCGAUGUGCUGGAGACAAUGCAAUGGAUUGGCGGCACCUUGUUGCAGCACACGCCAAAUGGCAUCACCAAUCCCUUUGAAGUUGUGGACGCAAUGCUGACGGUGCUGUGCCACGAGGCGGCACUGCCCUGUCGCCGCAAGAAACGCAGUCCGACGGAGAGGCCGGCGAGGAAGAAUCCCAACCAGGAGCUGGUGGAUGUGAUCAACAUUGAUCAGGAUGAGACGGCGACGAAUCUGCAGCAAGAGGCAAACAAUGGCAACCUGGAGCCAGAGUCGAAUGAGGCGGACAAUGGCAAUCCCGCCCUGCCACAGGGUGAGGGGGAGCAUCCAGAGGGUUGCGUGGAGGCGACACAUGUGGACGCCCUGAUGUCCUUUGCCGAUGAUCUGUCCAAGCGUUCCGCCAAUCAUGCGUACUACAAGCUGUCCGGCCUGCUCAGAUCCUAUGGAAUGAUUCGGCACAUCGUCAGCUAUAUGCUGAAGAUGAUAUCCGGUGAUCGCACCAAGUUCGUCCUAUACUCCGGCCACGACUGCACCAUGCAGUAUCUGACAGCGGCGCUUGGAAUCGCCAAUAGCCAGGGCCAGACAAUUGCGUAUGCCUCGCGGCUGGCCUUCGAGGUGUACCGCAGCGAGGCGCACACAGACUACUAUUUCCGGGUCGUCUACAAUGGACGGGAUGUCACGCAGCAGAUUGACUUUUGCGAGGGUGGCAAGAGUCUGCGUGUCACCCGUGACUCGAGGGGCAACAAGGCGGAUCUGUGUCCCAUCGAGAACAUUAUUCGCUUUCUGCACGAGGAUUACUUUGCCCCGCUGAAUGCCACCAAUUUUAAGGAGGCCUGUGGCACCACCAAUCCACCAAAGGCAAACGAGUUCUAGGCCCAUCGAGGAGUCUCCCACGCACUUCUGAAACUGUGAUACGUAGUUAAGAUGCCCCCGGCAUAAGCCCAAAGCCAGCAGCAGCUCCACAGUCCCCAGUCCAAUGCCAGCUAUCCAGGCACAUCUACGAAACGACCGCACCCUUGCGAUGUUAUCUAUCUAAAGUUAGACGAAUUUUUAGUUACUGAAAGAUAAUUGUUGAUCCUGAAAGUCGAAAUCGAUACAUAUCAAAUCGUGAAUUCGAAGCUCUUACUUUGCUAUAUCCGAUGCAUAUCAGUGUGUGAACGUUCGUUUGCCUAGACCUAAGUCCAAAUCGUAAGCAUAUCAAAGCGAAACUUAUAAAUUAAUUAUACAACAAAAGUGGAAGCAGAAGAAAAGCCUUCCUGAUUUUAGUAUGUACUUAAAUAAAUGUUCCCGAAUUUUAAAGAGUAUAAAUAAAGCUGUUGG